UCGUUCUUCUGCAUCUUUUUGAGACAUGAUGUUUGAGAUGUUACGUAAGUGGAAGAAGGCGGUCCUAGAAAUGUGUUUUAAAUGAGAAUCAAAGGACAAAUCAGGAUCAAAGAUAAGGGCAAUGUCCUCUAGCACAGCUUCAUCAUUAGAUAAUGUGUCUCUGAGGUGUUUAGGGCCAAGUAUCAGAACCUCUGUUUUAUCUGAGUUUAAUAAGAGAAGGUUUUUAUGUCCUUGAGACAUGAACUUCAGUUAAUUGAUGACACUGUUCUGGUUUUAUUGAUACGUAUAACUGGGUGUCAUCUGCAUAGCAGUGGAAGUUUACAGAGUGUGUCCUGAUAGUGUUUCCUAGUGGAAGCAUACAACUUCAUGAGAUAGUUUGAACAGCUUAUUUAUUAUGAGUAUAUAUAUAUAUAACCCUAUAAAAAGGAAGAAAUAAUUGUUGCUAUAUCAUGCAAAUGAUUCUAAAUAGAGGUUAGUAAGGUAGAUAAGUGAGUGGGCACGUGGGUACAUGUUGUUUUCAGCACCGUGUUGCGGACAUGUUCCGGUAACUGUGCUCGUCUCGUCACCCCUCCCUCCGGCACCUUAUUUACAAAUGAAGCACUGGUUUGGUCCAUGUCCCAUCUACUAACAUGGAGGAGGUUUAUGACCUAUAAUGCAGCCGGCCACCAGGGGGUGAUCAGUAUGUUUUAGGAUGGGUCAUGUUGUCCAUCUUUAUUUAUAGUUUGUGAUCUGAUACACCUGAUCUCUGUGUGUGUGUGUGUGUGUGUGUGUGUGUUGCAGAGACACACAUUCAGUGGGAUUAGUGACGGCAGGUAUUUAAACUCAGAGUGAGGGAGUGAGGGAGUGAGUGAGUGAGUGAGGGAGUGAGUGAGUGAGUGAGGGAGUGCAGAGCAACAUGCAGCAGAUCUACAGACACACUGAUGAUCAGUUAGAAAUUUAUACAACUGUGUUUUCCCCACAAGUCUGCAGGUCGAGGACGAGGAGCAGACACGUGGAGGCCGAGCAGGUGGUGGUGGCGGGGACUCAGUACCGCUCCCGAUGGCCUAAGGAACUGGACCUGAACCCCGGAGACCGGAUCCAGGUUCUGUUUAAGGAGGAUGAGGACUGGUGGUUUGGACGCCUGUCAAAUGAACAUGAAGGUUAUUUCCCUGUGUCGUGUGUGGAGCCGCUGCAGGGCAGCGAUUCACCCAGAGCCACGCCCCUGUUGGUCAGGAGGGGGUCAGUGCCGGUCGCUGUGACACCUGCAGGCGCCCCCUGUGGUUGCACCAGCGGUCGCAGUACUCCGAAGCUGCUCAGAAAAAAAAGCAUCCUUCUGGGACUCGAGGGGGGGUCAGGUCACAGCUCCCCCGGCCUCCUCCACCGGGUCCUGGCCAAGUCCAGGAGAAAGAGCUGCCCCCACCUCCCCCACCUCCCCCACCCCGCUGCAGACCCCGGCUCCGUCAACACGGCCUUCCUGCCGGAUGACGCCGGAGACCACUGAAAUAUGAAAUAAUAAAUCCAAUAACAAC
Messenger RNA from Hippoglossus stenolepis (Pacific halibut), 1508 nucleotides. RefSeq lists its product as uncharacterized. The coding region runs from base 896 to 1480 and encodes 194 amino acids. The transcript is spliced from 5 exons. Lineage: Eukaryota; Metazoa; Chordata; Actinopteri; Pleuronectiformes; Pleuronectidae. Gene Ontology annotation, molecular function: protein binding. The record is from RefSeq and is a predicted model, not a curated record.